Molecule: messenger RNA, 2771 nt
Organism: Tupaia belangeri chinensis (Chinese tree shrew)
Lineage: Eukaryota; Metazoa; Chordata; Mammalia; Scandentia; Tupaiidae
Gene: GTF2E1
Product: general transcription factor IIE subunit 1
Exons: 5
Coding region: 129-1445 (438 amino acids)
Biological process (GO): transcription initiation at RNA polymerase II promoter
Cellular component (GO): transcription factor TFIIE complex
Source: RefSeq, a predicted model, not a curated record
UAAUGCGUUUUCUUUGUCGCAGAGUUUGCGUAGUCGUUUAAGCCGGUAGUUGAAGCACUGAGGGAAGCAGUAGUACCAGUGUUCGAGGAUUCGCUUCGUGUAUUAAAAGUUGAAGUUUGCUGCUAAAGAUGGCAGAUCCAGAUGUCCUCACCGAGGUUCCAGCAGCUUUGAAGCGAUUGGCCAAGUACGUGAUCCGGGGGUUUUAUGGCAUUGAGCACGCCUUGGCCUUGGACAUCUUGAUCCGGAACCCCUGUGUGAAAGAGGAGGAUAUGCUGGAGCUUCUCAAGUUUGAUCGGAAGCAACUUCGAUCAGUUUUGAAUAAUUUAAAGGGAGACAAAUUUAUCAAAUGCAGAAUGAGGGUAGAGACCGCUGCAGAUGGGAAAACCACUCGUCAUAACUACUACUUUAUCAAUUACCGUACUCUUGUUAAUGUGGUAAAAUAUAAAUUAGACCACAUGAGAAGGAGGAUUGAAACUGAUGAGAGAGAUUCCACCAACCGGGCUUCCUUCAAAUGUCCUGUCUGUAGUAGUACUUUCACAGACUUAGAAGCUAAUCAGCUCUUUGAUCCCAUGACAGGAACUUUCCGCUGUACUUUUUGCCAUACAGAAGUAGAAGAGGAUGAAUCAGCAAUGCCCAAAAAAGAUGCACGCACACUUUUGGCAAGGUUUAAUGAACAAAUUGAGCCCAUUUAUGCAUUACUUCGGGAGACAGAGGAUGUGAACUUGGCCUAUGAAAUACUUGAGCCAGAACCCACUGAAAUCCCAGCCCUGAAACAGAGCAAGGACCGUGCAGCAGCUACUGCUGGAGCUGCUGGCCUGGCAGGAGGGCACCACCGGGAAGCAUGGACCACCAAAGGUCCCUCCUAUGAGGAUUUAUACACUCAAAAUGUUGUCAUUAACAUGGAUGACCAAGAGGAUCUCCACCGAGCCUCACUGGAGGGGAAAUCUACCAGAGAGAGACCCAUUUGGUUGAGAGAAAGCACUGUCCAAGGGGCAUAUAAUUCUGAAGAGAUGAAAGAAGGUGGCAUAGAUAUGGACACAUUUCAGGAGCGUGAGGAAGGCCGUUCAGGGCCUGACGAUAAUGAGGAGGUCAUGCGAGCACUGCUCAUUCAUGAGAAGAAGACUUCUUCUGCCACGGCUGGCUCAGUGGGGGCGGCCGCUCCUGUGACUGCUGCCAAUGGCAGCGACUCGGAGAGUGAGACCAGUGAGUCAGAUGAUGACUCUCCACCUCGCCCAGCAGCUGUGACUUCACAUCAUCGAGAAGAGGAUGAGGAAGACGAUGAGUUUGAGGAAGUAGCAGAUGACCCCACUGUCAUGGUAGCUGGUCGUCCAUUCUCCUACAGUGAAGUGAGCCAGCGACCAGAGCUGGUGGCCCAGAUGACACCAGAGGAGAAGGAAGCGUAUAUAGCAAUGGGACAGCGCAUGUUUGAGGACCUUUUUGAGUGAGCUUUCUCUGCCUUGUCCUCCUUUCUAUAAAGCUUAUUUCAAAAAGAAAUACCUGACUUUGAAGAGAAAUGUUUUAAGUGGCUCUCUGCCCUUCUUGAUGUAAAGUAACUGUUAAUCUUGUGUGUAAAGUUAUGAGAGAAAAAGCUUAAUUUUUAUGCCAGAAGCUUCCCAGCAAGGCAGGUUAGCUAAAAGGAUUCCCUUCCCUGCUAUUAUUACAGUAUUAAUACUUUUUUACUAUAUUUUCUUAUCUAUUUUUUCCCUUAAGGCACAUUUUUCUCCUUUCUGAAAUGAGUGAGGGAAAUCCAUAAUGUAUAUUCAUUCUUCCUGUCUGCCUGCAGAAGCCUUCUAUGAUAGCUUACAAUAAUUCACUGAUUACAUCCUUUUGAUGUCUUCUGAUUCCGCAGUCCAAACAAUUUCUGAUAUUCCUACCAAUGGAAGCAACUUGCUGAAAAACGAAUCAUUGAUUAAGGAAAAAGAAAUUCUAAGGCUUUGUAUUUCCUCAAAAUUGAGGUGGGGUUUAUAUUUAAGGGAAGGUGGGAGUAUAUGUAGAAGAGGGGGUGAAUAUGCCUGAAUCUCAUCAAUUAAUGUCCAAACCAGAAUGUGUCUUUAGAACUGGCCAUACCAGUAACUUCUGUUGUUUGCCUUAACAAUGUUCAGUUUGAAUUUUGGGUGAUAGAAAAUAGAAAGAAGUAUACUUGUACACUCUUACAAAGAAAUUAGAAAGCCCAUGGACAGAGGACAAGGAGUCCAUGUAAGGGAUUGAGGCAUUGGCAACAAGGCCUACGUAUGUUCUGAUUUGGAAAUCCUGUAUGUAUUCAGCUGAGUCUGGUCCUGUUUGUUUUCUUUUCUGUAGCACUCUUGUCAGUGCUAUAAAUUGUUUAAUGAAGCUAUUAAACAUUCUAGUAGCAGUCAGCAUAGAAUACUUGGUUAUCCACUCACCACCCAAUUCUCUUACUCUUCCUAAACAUCAUUGAAGGCUUUGUCACUUUUGAUUCUUGUCAGACACGGUAUUUUGGAGAGCAUGUAGUAAAUCGAGUAGUGUAACCUCAAGGAACACCAUUUUCUUUGGAAUCUGAUAAGUAGCAUGGAGUUAUUUUCCAAGUCAGAACUUGGAAAAUAAAGAACUUUCAUACAAAGGUGUACAGCAAUUGUAUUUUUUUGUAAUAUUUUUUCUUGCAUUGUAAUUUUUAAGUAUUUAUCAUUUUAUAGUAUGUGUGUGAAGCAAGAUAGCAUUUUAGAGUAUCUGAGCCUUGUAUGAAGUGAUAUUUCAUUUACCUGGGUUGUAUUGAUAACUGAUUAUUGACAAUAAAACUAUUUUAUACUGAC